CAGGGCUGCUGGCAUCUCAGUGACGCUGAGCUUGGCGCACGCAGAGCAGAGCAGGCGGAGCGGGCCGGCCGGGGCGGAGCGGAGCGGUCCGCAGAGCAGCCCCUCCCGGCCUCGGCCGACCCCAGCCCUCGGCCCGGCUCUAUGGACAGGAGCUCGCUGCUGCAGCUCAUCCAGGAGCAGCAGCUGGAUCCUGAGAAUACGGGCUUCAUCGGUGCGGAAACCUUCGCUGGUCUGGUACACAGCCAUGAGCUGCCCCUGGACCCCACCAAGUUGGACAUGUUGGUGGCUCUGGCUCAGAGCAACGAACGGGGCCAGGUCUGCUACCAGGAGCUGGUGGACCUGAUCAGCAGCAAGCGUUCCAGCAGCUUCAAGAGGGCCAUUGCUAAUGGACAACGGGCGCUGCCUCAGGACGGUCUGCUAGAUGAGCCAGGCCUGGGUGUCUACAAGCGGUUUGUGCGAUAUGUGGCCUACGAGAUCCUGCCCUGUGAGGUGGAUCGCCGCUGGUACUUCUACCGGCACCGCAGCUGCCCACCCCCUGUGUUCAUGGCCUCUGUCACCCUUGCCCAGAUCAUCGUGUUCCUGUGCUACGGGGCACGUCUCAACAAGUGGGUGCUCCAGACCUACCACCCUGAAUACAUGAAGAGCCCUCUGGUGUAUCACCCGGGACACCGAGCUCGCGCCUGGCGCUUCCUCACCUAUAUGUUCAUGCAUGUGGGGCUGGAGCAGCUAGGCUUCAAUGCCCUCCUGCAGCUGAUGAUCGGGGUGCCCCUGGAGAUGGUACACGGUGUACUUCGCAUCAGCCUGCUCUACCUGGCAGGUGUGCUGGCAGGCUCCCUGACGGUCUCUAUCACAGACAUGCGUGCCCCUGUGGUAGGGGGCUCUGGAGGGGUCUAUGCGCUGUGCUCAGCACACCUGGCCAAUGUUGUCAUGAACUGGGCUGGGAUGCGGUGUCCAUACAAGCUGCUGCGGAUGGUGCUGGCUCUGGUGUGCAUGAGUUCCGAAGUGGGCCGGGCUGUAUGGCUGCGCUUCUCCCCACCACUGCCUGCCUCAGGCCCACAGCCCAGCUUUAUGGCACACCUGGCUGGUGCAGUGGUAGGUGUAAGCAUGGGCCUUACCAUCCUUCGGAGCUAUGAGGAGCGCCUGAGGGACCAGUGCGGCUGGUGGGUGGUGCUACUUGCCUAUGGCACCUUCCUGCUUUUCGCCAUCUUCUGGAACGUCUUUGCCUAUGACCUGCUGGGUGCCGAUAUCCCCCCUCCACCUUGACCUGCUCCUUAGGGCCACAUGGCUAGAGCUGGGCCUGCCGUGGGUCCGCCACCAGGUGGGCCUGCAUGUCUGCCCUCUAUGAACGGACCUCUAGGGCUGCUUUUCCCUACGGGGCAGGCGGGCCCUGUGGUCCACCAGGUUGAGGCCAAGUCUUACUGCAGCCCUUGCUGCCCCUCCCAGGCCUUUCUGGGGGAGGGUGCUGCUAGGCCAGGGCUGGGUGGAGGUCCUUGGAUGUGGCCCCAGAGGAGAUUCCCUCCCUCCCCACCGAUCCCCAGGACUUGCAGUCUGAGCCUUUUUGGAGAGUGAAUAAAUAUUUUACACAUCACUA
Molecule: messenger RNA, 1591 nt
Organism: Microtus ochrogaster (prairie vole)
Lineage: Eukaryota; Metazoa; Chordata; Mammalia; Rodentia; Cricetidae
Gene: Rhbdl1
Product: rhomboid like 1
Cellular component (GO): membrane
Molecular function (GO): serine-type endopeptidase activity
Source: RefSeq, a predicted model, not a curated record